Messenger RNA from Clonostachys rhizophaga, 1545 nucleotides. The record is from the annotation of a GenBank genome assembly. Lineage: Eukaryota; Fungi; Ascomycota; Sordariomycetes; Hypocreales; Bionectriaceae.
AUGACUUUCUCGUUAGUAUCCCGGCAAGGUCUAUACAGAUCCAUUCCUCGGUCUCUAGCAACAAUCCCUCGUCUAUCAAUAGCGCGGGCGCAAUGUAGGAAGAUCAACAAUAGCACGGACAUUCCGUCCCCUGUAGUGUUCAACAUUCAUAUACCCACAAAAGCCACGCUAAGCCGUGACGUGACCCUUGGUGCUUUGAGACAGUGUCUUGAGAAUGAUGAAGCUAUUAGGCGUAAUUCUGAUAUUCACGAUACCGCCCUUGUCUUAACAUCUCCUGGCUUAGCGAGGCUUGUCUGUGACAAUGAGUUCCUCACCGGCCUGGUUAAGACAAUAUCAGGCUUACCCCGUAGCGAUGGAGUUUUCAAUCUCCUGGUGGGAGUAGCUGACCGUAUUGCCGGUCAUCCUAACAAGAACGGCAAACGAUACGAGGAAGGCAUUGCGGUUUGUCGCGGCAAUCUUCAGCUAAUACCCAACCUGUGGAAAGACCUACCACCUAAGCAGAAAGAGGAUUCUGAUGCGACGUCGGCUCUUCAAUUUCUUGACUUUUCUGGGUCGAGCGUCACGCUUCCGCUAUCCAAUACCAUAUUCAAUAACAACAAGCAGUCGACCUUGAUCGCUGCUCAAUAUGAUAUUUCAGGGCCAUCCCCGAAGCUUAUUAAGACCAAGGAGACCUACACCCAGGACAUAAUAUUACCAGCAGACUCCCGCGCUGGAGCCAUGCUGCCGCUUACCGCACUCACCCCCUCCCGUGCGGUAACCCAAAGUUUUGGAAACAUUGUCAGAGCAGUUGAAUGCUACGGAGAAGAUACCCCAGCAUCCACAGAGCUGGAAGCUGCUGUUGAAAAAGUCUGGAAGAUCAGGGAAGAGUCCGAUCAGAGUCCUUUUCCCAUGUAUGCAUUUAUAACCCCUGAGGGGGCUCCAUCCCUCUCACCACCUGACGUGGGCCGGUUCGGUGAUCCAACUCUAGACCCAAAGACUCUUCGUAAAGAGAUCUUACAAAACAACAAAUACUUUGAUGAAGCAAUCAGAAACGGGAGUCGCCUUUACCAGCUAUUAAGCGGCGGCGGAGGAUGGGGUAAGAAGAAGGGCCUGCUGUCCCUGGAUCCUCAGACAUCCCAUUUCUCGCUGUCCGAGGAGGAUCAGCUAGCCAGCUUCUUCCAAGCGGGUGCUGACUCUGGCUUUGCGCCAGUUGGUUCCAGUAUCCAAUUUUUUGCGCCCCAUCCCUCGGCCAGAAAGCCUCUGCCAGGUCCCUUCACAUUUGGCGUUGUAGGGCCUGGCGAUGACCUGCCGGAGAUCGAGGAUACCAUGUCCGUUUCGGUUGGUCACCACUUCGUGGCAUUAUCCAACAAAGCCGUGUUCCUUCACAGCACAAAGAUGAAAGGCUCGAUCCUAGGCGAAGUGGGCUCUUCUAUGAAACUGUCUGUCCCGGACUCCAGGGUCUUUCUUGCAACGGGACGGCCAAAUGAAGAAGGCACAUCAGAUCCUAGUACAGCAUGGCUACUAAUGCCCGAUGCUAUGAUGCUCCCGGACCUGGAUAUAUUUUAA